This is a messenger RNA of Myxocyprinus asiaticus (Chinese sucker), 3176 nucleotides long. Its product is annotated as tripartite motif-containing 13. NCBI's taxonomy places the organism in Eukaryota, Metazoa, Chordata, Actinopteri, Cypriniformes, Catostomidae. The transcript has 2 exons. The coding region runs from base 56 to 1306 and encodes 416 amino acids. The record is from RefSeq and is a predicted model, not a curated record. Gene Ontology annotation, biological process: positive regulation of macroautophagy; innate immune response; positive regulation of canonical NF-kappaB signal transduction. Gene Ontology annotation, molecular function: zinc ion binding.
CCACUUUUCACUAUGACCACAUCCGUCCCUGGAAAAAAAGGCCCAGCUAACUCUCAUGACCACACUGCCACAGCACAGCCACAAGGACACGAUGGAGCUCUUGGAGGAGGACCUCACAUGCCCGAUAUGCUGUUGUCUCUUCGAGGACCCGCGCGUUCUUCCGUGCUCACACAGCUUCUGCAAGAAGUGUCUCGAGGGCAUCCUGGACGGUAACCGGAGUCCUGUUUGGAGACCACCGUUCAAAUGUCCGACCUGUCGAAAGGAGACGGUGCACAACGGCAUCGCGAGCCUGCAGGUUAAUUACUCCCUGCGUGGCAUCGUGGAGAAGUACAACAGGAUUCGAGUGCUACCGAGGAUGUCUCUCUGUCGAGCUCACAGUGGACAACCGCUCAACAUCUUCUGCGCCACGGAUCUGAAACUCAUCUGUGGCUUUUGCGCCACGACAGGUGAUCAUAAAGGACACAAGUUUUGCGCGCUGGAAGAGGCGUACGAACGCGAGAAAGCUGCGUUUGAGGAGUUGUUUCGAGUCGUGGAAGGCUGGAGGGGUGCGGAGGUGCAUUCGUGCUUGGAAUCGUUGGAGAGCGCGAAGAAGAAAUCGCUGGAGAGGGUCUCUCGGGACGCGGAUCGAGUUUCAGAAUACUUUGACAAACUCCUGCGCGCGUUGGAGCACAAACGGAGCGAAAUCCUCUCUGAUUUCGAGACUCUGAAGCUCGCGGUCAUGCAGACCUUUGACCCCGAGAUCAACCAGCUGCGCUCAGCGCUGGAGGAACAGCGGCGCGCUCUCAACGUCGCCGAAUCCUUCCGUUCUCUCUCCGAUCCGCUAACUUUCCUGCAACAGAUGCAGGACUUCAGAGAAAAUCUGCGCGUCCUUCGGGGAACGCCACUGCCGUCACGGACAGACGUGGACGUGGAUCUACUUGGCUUGCAGAGCUUCGAUGUGAAGGAAUGGGACCGGUUCCGUCUCGGAGAGGUGGACAAACUGUGCGCCCCCUACGAGAGCAACGCUUACCUGGCACCGACGCCCCCCGCUGCGCCACGCUUCUCCCGUAUGAUGUGGAGAGUUAUUCUAGUUGUAUGUGCGUGUCUCCCUGCGCUGAACUUUCUCCCUUCAGACUGUCUUUCUCUGAGCUUCCACGAGAAGGUGAUAGCACUCGGUGGUGGCUUUUCUCUGCCCGGUCCAGGAGAAAUUCUGCGCUGGCUCGGGAUCUGCUGGAAAGAAGCGGCAGCACUCUGCACACUUCUAACCGAGCUUUGCCGGAACUGUAUCUUGGAAAUGAUAAACACCACAUCAGAUUUCAUCAGCUGAUUCUAGAACUCCAUCCAUUAGGUACUUUUUUAAGUACUACAGUAUGUGAACCUACUGUAAAUACCGCAGAUUUGUACCAUUGGGAAAUGUUCUUUUUUGUUUCUAUUUUGUUGUUGUUGAAUAUGUGCCAAUAAUAGCCAUUUCAUAUAGUGUACCCUCCGCAUUUGUGUGCAGAAACGUGCCACAGAGGUGUGAUGUGUGCUAUUAAACUACACUGGCUUUGUCUGUUGAUUUCAGUAAAUGGAAAAACAAUGGGUUAACAUCUCCAAAUCCUAAAAUUAAUAAAAUGCCUUUUUUUUUUUACUGAGCAAACUGAUCCCUUUCACUGUUGAUUACAUUAUUCUUAUUGUACCUGCCGUUUUGGAAACACCAGCAAAGUUUUCUAAAAGACAAAUAAGACGUUUAAGAUGCGAGGAACACUGAUUCCGAUUAUGCAAUGGCAUCUUAAGUCAAGGUUAAACGUUACAUAUCUGAAUUUCAGUUGUAAUUUAUUCAAAAAGUAUACGAACUUUCAUCGUGCUUCUUUUAACAAAGAAAUGUUGUAAUAGCCUCUUGACCCCGAGACAUAAAGUCUUAAUGUAUGUCUUGGUAAAACUACAUUGGCUUAUGGAAUGGAUUGGGGGAGGGUAGUUACAUUAUAUGCAAUUAAUUACUUUAGCAAAUUAUUCAACCUCAUCAACGCUUUUUUUAUUUUUUUAUUUUAUGUUUACCAUUUUACCCACAUGAGAGCUGCAAGACUGACACGAAGUAGGGACUGAUUUGAGUGCAGAGAAAAAACAAAUAGGAAUCCCAGUUUUUACCCACUGUUUAAAUAUUGUAUUCUCAGAGAGAUUCUCCAAUGACUCUUGUCUAUUAUGACCUCAUCGCUGCAUCCCUGCGCACGUCACUGCACAUAUAUUUAGCCGACUGUUGCCAGGCGAAUUGAGGGAUGAAAAGUGAAAUUGCCUACUUUAACCUACUUUACAAAAGUAAAUCUUACAUAACUUAGAGUAAAUUGAAAAACCGAAUUUAUUCAUAUCUAUAACAUUCUGAUGCCUGCAGAAUGUAAUGCCGAGAAAUAGGAAGCUCCCACUGAAAUGGCGCCAAUAUGUGUUAUGUAAUCCAUAAUCUUCGAUUUAAAAAAACAAACAAAUGUAACAUUAUCUCUCUAUAAUAAUGAGACUGUUUUCACUCUAAAAUAUAUCGAUUUUAUACCAAUAACAUAAAUGUUAUUUUGAAGAAGAAAAGUCAGUGACUUAAACACAGGUGCAAUUUCUUUAUUUUUAACUCGAAGUAUUUCUGUGAUUUAUUGACCAAUGAUUCAAGUUGUCUUUCAUUUUUGGUUUUGCAUUAUGUUUCGUCUCUUCAUGGAACUGACAGUUGCAUGGAACUUCAAUCCAGUGUUUUCUCCUUUUCCUAAAAAAGUUUACAAUCUCAUAAUAUAUGCCACUAAAGAAAUGUAGAUAUCUCUUUAUAUAUAGGCUAUCUAUUUGCUUCUAGAACUAUGCUAAAAUCUUUUUGCAUUUUUUUAAUCAAAAUAAAUAACAUUGCAUAGUCGACAACGACUUAUUUAAAGCAUAAAGGGCUCUCUGUGUGUCCUAUUAAAAAGGUGAUCAUGGGUUUUCUUUUUUGUUUUUCUUUCUUGCAGACACUGAAGAAGAAAAGUCUUUGCACAUUAUAUAUUCAGCUCAGCUAUAAAAAAUAAAUAAAUAAAUAAAAAUGAUGGUAAUGCAAAGUCGCCAGAUAUAUGAGUUAAUAUUGUUACUAUUUAAAUUUCAAUUUUAAAACCCUUACAGAAGGCAUUGCAUGAUGAUAAAUGGUGCAGCUAAGCAUCAGCACUUAGGUUAUAAUUGUCAAUGUUACAAAACUCUAUACAGCUUAAAAUUCUUAU